AUGACCCAAUACCUUCCGUAUGGUGAAUUUAAAUGGGUCGAGCCAUCGCUAAAUGGUUUGAAUGACUUGAACGAUACUUCCGAAAUAGGCCGUAUAUAUGAAGUGGAUAUAUCAUAUCCUCAACAUUUGCAUGAUGAACAUAAUGACUUGCCGUUUUUGCCCUAUAACCACAAGGAUAUACCACAAGGAUCAAAAGUACAAAAAUUAAUGGCUACGUUAGAAUUAAAAGAAAAAUAUAUUAUCCACUACAGAAAUCUUCAACAAGCUAUUGCCAACGGUCUAAUUGUUGAAAAAGUUCAUAGAGUAUUACAAUUUAAACAAUCACCAUGGAUGGUAAAUUACAUUAAUUUAAAUACAGAAAAAAGAAAAAAUGCGACAAAUGAAUUCGAAAAAGACUUUUACAAAUUAUUAAAUAAUGCAGUAUUUGGAAAAACAAUGGAGUCGAUGAGGAAGAAAAUCAAAAUGGUGUUGGUAUCAUCUGAGCAAAGGAUACGAAAACUGAUAAAUCGUACUACAUUUAAAUAUUGUACCAACUAUGAUAAUAAAAAUUUAUCAGCCGUAACAUUAGAAAACAAAAUAGUACAUUUUUGUAAACCGAUUUAUAUAGGAUUCGCUGUACUUGAAAUCUCAAAAACACUUAUGUAUGACUAUCAUUACAAUGUAAUGAAGAGUCACUACAAGGAAGCUAUCAAUUUGAUGUAUACAGAUACAGAUUCAUUGGUUUAUUAUAUUAAAACAGAUGACUUUUAUAAUGACUUGCAAACUAAUCCAAACUUACUGAAUCGUAUGGAUACUUCCAACCUACCACGUGAUCACUCCUGUUUCAUUGCUGAAAGAAAGAAAAUACCUGGGUUGUUUUCAGAUGAAUCAAAUGGACAGACUAUUCAUGAAUUUAUUGCGCUAAGGGCAAAGUCCUAUGCCUACAUAAUCGAUGGACAGGAAAAAAUCAAAGCGAAAGGCAUCAGAAAACAUGUUGUUAAGAAACACAUGACAUUUGAACAUCAUAAAAAAUGUUUGUUCGGUGAGCCCGAGUUGGAUUUAUACAGAGAAAAUAUAUCAAUUCGAUCGGUCAAACAUAAAAUAUCUACGAUAAAUACCAAGAAACUAACAUUCAAUCGUUUUGAUGAUAAAAGAUUCGUUAUGCGAGAUCAGAUUCAUACUUUAGCACACGGCCACUACCGGAUUCAGUGA
Sipha flava (yellow sugarcane aphid) is the source of this 1191-nucleotide messenger RNA. RefSeq lists its product as uncharacterized. The transcript is spliced from 5 exons. NCBI's taxonomy places the organism in Eukaryota, Metazoa, Arthropoda, Insecta, Hemiptera, Aphididae. The record is from RefSeq and is a predicted model, not a curated record. Bases 1 to 1191 code for a protein of 396 amino acids.